CGGCGCUUAGUAUCGUUGGAUGGACGGUGAUACGGACAUAUAUGUAAAUUGUAUGUGGAAUAUCACUGAAUUUUUUCGGGGUGUGAUUUCGGCUUCUAAUCUAAAUCAGUUUAGCAAAGGGGAACGCGGUAUAUAACCCAGUUCGUAUAAUAUAACAUGUCCAAGGAUAAUUGUGUGCGGUGGCUGAUUGUUUUCGUUUAAAAAGGAUAUUUUAAUGAAAACAUGUGAAAAAAAUGUACAAAAAUGUUUUCGUUAAAAUAAUUACUCUUGUGGUAUGCAUUGUAUAAAUAUACAUACGUGUUCUUACUGACAAAAUACACGCAAUGAACUAUGGUACUAACAAUAAAGUCAAACCAGAGUGAAUUUUAAGAGGAAAAUAUUAUGAAUUUUUCUUUUCGCUCGUCUAUUCGCAUACUCUUGUUAACCGAAAGUUCUCAUUAAGACGAGGAUCCUCAUAUUAAAAGCCAGAACAUAAUAGGGAAGUUUUUGUUGUUGUUGUUGUGGUGUAUUAUAUUGGCUGUGUUGUUCCACUUACGUUUCGGGAACAAGAAGAAGAAGAAGUAUUUCUAUUUAUUUUUAUUAAAUUCCAUAGCAAGUCAAUAAAUAUGAUUUAUGUUUUGUGGUGUGUUUCUUAUGCCUCUAUCCAUCGUAAUGACUAAAGUGUAGUGUACGCUUUUUGUGGAGUACAUAUAUGUGUGUAAAUAAUUAUGUGCGGUUUUCUAUGGUUUAAAUUUAUUUAAUAAACUCCCUCACAUAUUGUACAUGAAACGUGGAACUAUGUUUGAAACAACACGAGCGAAUGGAGUUUUAAGGAUAUUUAACCAUCUUCUAAGGAUAAGCACAUUAAUAAUAAUUGGAUGCCCGACAAUGAAUAAUGGUUUAUCUUCAAUACACAGUGACAGCACAUUUAUAAACGGCAAGGAUAUAUACCAGAUUUUACCCCGAACAAACAUGGAGCGAAAGAGUAAUAAUUUAUUAACACACGAAAAAGAAAACUUCGUAACCGAGACUGAUGAUAUGCAAGAAAAUAUUUACAAUUAUACACCAAUGUAUUUUGGUACAGUAAAUUCAACUGUAGUGGCAACACAAAUUGGAGCUACCGCACAUUUACCAUGUAUCAUACAUCAUAUAGGAGACGGAGUUGUAUCCUGGAUACGAAGGAAGGAUUAUCACUUACUGACUGUAGGAUUAACAACGUACUCUAGUGACGAGCGCUACAGUGCCACACAUUUGAUACAUUCCGAGGACUGGACACUGCAGAUUAAAUUUGUACAACUUCGCGACGCUGGGUUAUAUGAAUGCCAGGUGUCCACUCAUCCUCCUACUUCGAUAUUUUUACAUUUAAAUGUUGUAGAGGCUAAAGCAGAGAUCAUAGGACCGUCCAUCAGAUAUUUAACACCAGGAUCAACAUUAAAGUUAAUGUGUCGUAUCACGCAGAAUACGGAAAGUUCGGCAUUCAUAUUCUGGUAUAAUGACAAUAGAAUGAUCAAUUAUGACUUUGAUCGAGGAAUCAACGUAUCAACGGAAGCAGACAUUGGAAUUUCAGAUUAUCAUUAUUCGGAGCUAACGAUACAUCGUACGCGAAAAGAGCACUCGGGAAAUUAUACGUGUGUACCCAGCAACGCGCAACCGGCAAGUGUACUGGUACAGAUUUUCAAAGGUGACAAUCCAGCGGCUAUGUAUCACGAUCAUCGAGGCUCGGCGCACAAAUCAUAUCAAAAUAAUAUUUUAACAAGCAUAACCGCUUUGCUAGUAGCACUAGUGUACACGUUAAAUGGAUUUAAUAUCGAACGCAUAAUAUAGUUUGGUGGGUGUGUAUUUUUGGGCGUUAUAUAUUUAUGAUCUACUAUGUGUGUGGUCUAGAGUAAUAAAUAAAUAAACGUAACGUAUAAAUGAUACUUUUCGUCAUCAUCGUAAAACUAGCUUGAGAAAAAUAUAAUCUAAACAUUUAACGAUAAAAGUACCUAAAACAAACUAUAAACAAAGUUUAAUUGCAAUUUUUUUUCUUUCGUAGUCUGGUACUGUAAGGGUUUGUGUUUGCGCUAAUCUGUUUAACUUUGUUGAUAGAAUGUGUACACAGAAAAUUUGGGACGGUGGCUUUUUUUCCCAUCAUCUUCAAUAUAACUGGCAAAAGGCGUGGCAAAAUAUUGUAAAUAUUUUCAUUAUUAACUAUGCGAUUCGAAAUAACAUGGUGGUGUGUUUGUCUGCGGAACUAGUGGGUGAACAGCUAAAAGAGCUGACGUUUAACGAGGAGAGUUUCAAUUUUUCGAGAAUAUUAGCCUCUUGAGAGUCUUAAGACUUAAUCCCUCGUAAGCGUUUCUUUUUUCCUAUAUUAACUUAUUAAGUUCCAAGGCGUCUAUCACGGUAUCAAUGACUCCAAUACUUUUUCAACUUCAAUAGUCUUUAGACCAACGAACCCUUUGCAAAU
Messenger RNA from Bradysia coprophila, 2428 nucleotides. RefSeq names its product defective proboscis extension response 13 (gene dpr13). Gene Ontology annotation, biological process: synapse organization. The record is from RefSeq and is a predicted model, not a curated record. Gene Ontology annotation, cellular component: neuron projection membrane. Lineage: Eukaryota; Metazoa; Arthropoda; Insecta; Diptera; Sciaridae.